Betta splendens (Siamese fighting fish) is the source of this 2154-nucleotide messenger RNA. RefSeq names its product glucosidase, beta, acid (gene gba1). Gene Ontology annotation, biological process: glucosylceramide catabolic process. The coding region runs from base 157 to 1833 and encodes 558 amino acids. The record is from RefSeq and is a predicted model, not a curated record. The transcript is spliced from 12 exons. Lineage: Eukaryota; Metazoa; Chordata; Actinopteri; Anabantiformes; Osphronemidae. Gene Ontology annotation, molecular function: glucosylceramidase activity.
GUGAAAGGUUGGCCGGUCACGUGACCGGCUGUCCCAUCUCCCGGAACAAGCAUCUUUGCAGCGGCAGCCUGGUCAAGUUGACGGCUAAGUGUAAACAGACCCAGGACAUGCCAGAGUUUGUGUCAGGACCAGCUAAGGCGAGACAACCGCUAGAAAAUGGCGCUGUCGUUACCACCACCCGUGCUUCUGGCUCUAACCGUCCUCACAGCAGAAGUGACGCUUUCUGAAGGAAGCAAUAAAUGUGUUGCGAGGAACUUUGGCCAUGACUCGGUUGUGUGCGUGUGCAACGCGACCUACUGUGACAGCGUGGGGUCGGUCACCCUGCCUCCGCUGGGACGCUUCUCCUCCUUCCUGAGCAGCCUGGCAGGCAGCAGACUGGAGCCGGCCCUGGGUCAGGUCCAGGCCAACAGCAGCGGGGCAGGACUCCGGCUGACUAUUAUUCCCUACCAGAAGUACCAGAGGAUCCGAGGAUUUGGUGGGGCUAUGACAGAUGCAGCAGCCAUUAACAUUCUGUCCCUGUCUGCUGGUGCACAGAAUCAGCUGCUGCAGCAGUACUUCUCCAGUGAAGGUAUCGGCUACACUGUGGUACGAGUCCCUAUGGCGAGCUGUGACUUCUCCACGCGCCUGUACACGUACGCGGACACGCCCGGAGAUUACAACCUGGACAACUUCACUCUAGCCCCCGAGGACGUCAAAAUGAAGAUCCCUCUCCUGCAGCGAGCCCAGGCCUUGUCUCCUCGCCCUCUGUCGCUGCUGGCCAGCGCCUGGAGCGCCCCUGCCUGGAUGAAAACCAAUGGUGCACUCACGGGGAAGGGCUCCCUGAAGGGCCAGCCCGGCGGCAAGGUGCACAAGGCAUGGGCUCAGUACUAUGUCAGGUUCCUUGAGGAAUACGCUAAAUAUAACUUGACCUUCUGGGCUCUGACGACGGGGAAUGAGCCCUCUGCAGGAGAGAUGGCUAAUUACAGCUUCCAGGCUCUGGGCUUCACCCCCGAGGAGCAGAGAGACUGGGUGGCGCUGGACCUCGGCCCUGCCCUGCACGCGUCAUCGUACGCGCGUACACACAUCCUCAUACUAGAUGACAACCGCCUGCUGCUGCCGCACUGGGCCCGAGUGGUGCUGAGUGACAUUCACGCAGGACGGUACAUCCACGGCGUGGCGGUCCACUGGUACUUUGACAAACUGGUCCCGGCUGAGAUAAGCCUGGGAACCACCCAUCACAUCUACCCAGAAUACUACCUGUUUGGCACAGAGGCCUGUGCUGGGUGGAGUCCUACAGACAGAGGAGUCAAGCUGGGGAGCUGGGACAGGGCGGAGCAGUACGCACACGACAUCAUAGACGUGAGUUCAUCACACCUCAGGCACAAGCCUUCUGAUUGUUCAGUGAGAUCCGCCGUAGCAGAUGUGAGCCGUGAAGAAGCUGGCAGCUGUUCCACAAAGGACUUAAAUCAUUAUGUGGUGGGCUGGACUGACUGGAACCUGGUGCUGGACCAGACUGGUGGGCCAAACUGGGUCAAAAACUUUGUCGACAGCCCUGUUAUUGUGGAUGCCGAGCGUGACGUCUUCUACAAGCAGCCAACCUUCUACAGCAUGGCCCACUUCAGCAAAUUCCUGUUGGAGGGGUCUCAGAGAGUUGGGGUGUCCCCCAGCAGAGCAACAGGCCUCCAGUACUCUGCCUUCAUCAGACCGGAUGGCUCAGUAGUGCUCAUCAUACUGAACAGGUCACCAUCAGUGAUCCAGUUUGAAGUGUGGGAUCCAGCUGUGGGCUACAUCCCCUCCUCUGCUCCAGCUCGUUCAUUGCUCACACUCGCUUGGAACUCACAUUAUAAAGCCUGAACCACAUCAACAGUGCAAACUAAAAUCAUCUUUUAUGGGUGAAACAUUUACGGUAUUACAAGUUAUGUUGUGCUUAACUUAUUUUGAUUAAAAACACUUUUAAUGUCUAUUGAUGCACUUUGUUUUUAAACUCACCAAAUGAGCUUAACUGGUGCCUUGAUUUUUAGCUAAUCAAAUGAUGUGUCACCACAUCUGCACUACUGUAUGAAGCCUUUAUAAAUAUUGUACAGUCAACUUUAUUUUCUGUAAAUUUGAACAAAAUAUUUUGUUGUGUUCUGUAUUUGAUUUUGAUUUCAGCAUAUAAAAAGAACUGCAAUAAUA